Molecule: messenger RNA, 1514 nt
Organism: Ziziphus jujuba (common jujube)
Lineage: Eukaryota; Viridiplantae; Streptophyta; Magnoliopsida; Rosales; Rhamnaceae
Exons: 7
Coding region: 109-1269 (386 amino acids)
Biological process (GO): peptidyl-lysine trimethylation
Cellular component (GO): mitochondrion
Molecular function (GO): protein-lysine N-methyltransferase activity
Source: RefSeq, a predicted model, not a curated record
CAUAUAGAAGAUAAAAUAUUUCAUUUUUCUUAAUAGAAUUUAUUAUCCAAACUGAAAUGCACAGUGACGAAGCCGACAAACAAGAGCAUUUUUGGAGCGAAGGCAAAAAUGUUGAGUCAUUUCUUCAAACAGUUGUUCUACACGAUAAACACUCGCUGCUUCCCCAAACCCUCUCGCCAUCUCGCUCACCCAUUUCCCUCUCCUCUCCCUCUCUUCUUCAUAAACCGCAAACCCACUGAGCCAUGCAAUCCCAGCUCCUUCCCUGCAAACAUCUCGGCGUCUCUUUCUUCUUCAUCCUCUUCUUCCGAGGCUCUUUAUACCGGCUCCUUCGUUUCUCCUUACCUCUCAGUUCGGAUUCGCUGUCCAAAUGAUGCUGCGGAUACACUUUCAGAAGCUCUUUUAUGCUUCGGUGCAAGUUCGACCACUAUCGAUGAGAAAGAUGUCAAUGAGAGUUCUGAUGAGACUUGUAUUGAUUCCAUAUUUCCUGAAGGCCAUGACGUGAAAAUAUGCAUUUUACAUGCUGCUGAUUCCAUAGGCUUGAAGGACAUACCUAGUUAUGAAAUUAAGAUGGGCGAGCAAUAUGACUGGAUAAAGAAAACUCAGGAAUCAUUCAAUCCAGUUGAAGUUACAGAAGGACUUUGGAUUGUACCUGAGUGGAGAACUCCCCCUGAUGUUCAAGCAACAAAUAUAAUACUGAAUCCUGGAUUAGCAUUUGGAACUGGUGAGCAUCCCACCACUAAAUUGUGUCUCUUGCUGCUUCAUAGCUUGAUCAAAGGGGGAGAACUUUUCUUGGACUAUGGCACAGGUUCUGGAAUUCUUGCAAUAGCAGCAAUUAAGUUUGGAGCUGCCACCUCAUUUGGAAUUGAUAUAGAUCCUCAAGCAAUUGCUUCUGCAUGCCAGAAUGCUGCUCUGAACAACAUAGGACCUGAUAAAAUGCGAGUACAAAUGGCUCCUGCCAAAAGGUCUAUAGACAUUGAUUCAUGUGGAGCUGUGGAAGAACAGGGGUUGUAUGGAAUGAAAGCGAAUCCAGAAACAGAGAAGUAUGACAUUGUUGUAGCGAAUGUGCUUUUGAAUCCUCUAUUGGAUUUAGCAGAAAAUAUAGUCUCUUACGCCAAGCCUGGGGCAGUGGUUGGUCUUUCUGGUGUUCUAUCUGAGCAGCUUCCACAUAUUAUAGAGCGAUAUACAGAGUUAUUGGAAGGCAUAUCCGUGUCAGAGAUGGAUGGUUGGGCAUGUGUGCAUGGCACAAAAAAAUCAACCCCUAGUGAUUGAUGGUGAAACUUUGAGCUUUCUUCAACCUGUACAGCCAGAAGCAUUACUCCAUUAGAAAGUUGGACGGUCAUCUUCGAACAGCGCCUUUCCUUUUUAUUCUUAUUUUUUCCUUUGAUUGUAAAUUAUUUUCUUUUAUUGUAUAUUAUUUCCUGACAUGCAGGAAUGGCUAAAACAAACAGUUGUUUUGAGGAUCUGUCUAGCCAGAGGGAGCACAGUAUUCAAUGUAAAAAUUUUGUCAACUUUCA